Messenger RNA from Rhodofomes roseus, 417 nucleotides. RefSeq lists its product as uncharacterized. The transcript has a single exon. Lineage: Eukaryota; Fungi; Basidiomycota; Agaricomycetes; Polyporales; Fomitopsidaceae. The annotation marks the transcript as partial. The record is from RefSeq and is a predicted model, not a curated record.
GAGAUUGGACAGAAGACCAAGAAGGCCAAUUACCAGUUCUGUCCACCGGUGCACCGGAUUUCGAUCCUCAGGCUCUUCGCCAAGCAUGCAUCGCAACAUCCCCUUCUCCCCGAGCGUCACGGCGAGAAGCGAACAAGGGAAGACAUUCGCCGUGACGCAGUCGAGGAGAUGUACCGGCACUGCGAAGUGAAUAACCUAUGUGAGGUUUGGGCUUACCUUUGGACGUCCUGGUACUCACGGAAACGAUGGCCACUGUGGGCACGCGGCGCCUACGCAACAAGUAUCCCUUGCAAGCGCACGACCAUGAUGGUCGAAGCCCUCUGGCGCAAUCUCAAGCGACUCGUCCUCCACAUGUACAACCGCCCACCUGUCGAUCUCGCUGUUCACGCCAUCAUUACAAAGGCACUCCCACCCUAC